Messenger RNA from Rubroshorea leprosula, 2280 nucleotides. Lineage: Eukaryota; Viridiplantae; Streptophyta; Magnoliopsida; Malvales; Dipterocarpaceae. The record is from the annotation of a GenBank genome assembly.
AAAAUAAAUAAGAAUUCGCACAUGAUCCUCCGAGAGUGCACUUCCCCUUUCUUAUGAUGGGUUGGAACCCACCCUUAUCACCCUGUUAUAAAAAAAAAAUAAUAAUAAAUAAAUAAAUAAGAGUUCUUUUUUAAUUGCAUUGUUCUACUCAAUUAACACUGUCGUCGUUCUUUUCUUUCUUUGGGCCGUUUCUAUUUCUUAUCUCUAUUAUUUAUUUUUUUAUUUUUUUAUUUCCUUGAAAGGUUGAACAAAAGAAACUGAGAGCUUCAAAGCCAUGCAUUUGAGUCCUAAGAAGGGAAUCCAGAGGAAGAAAGCCACCCCGCCACCGGAACAUCUGCUUGUAAAAGGGAUGGAUCUUCUUCCAUAGGAAGUUACCAUCCAUAUUCUAUCGAGAUUAACCAUGGAUACCGAAGAGGAAAGACAGAAGAAAAGAGUCAAACUUGCAGAUGAUCCUUCCAACAGAGAGAUGGUCCAGAGAGAUCUUCAUGAUCUCCCACUGGAUAUGCUGCUCGAAAUCCUAUCAAGACUCCCGAUCACCUCUCUGAUCCACUUCAAGACCACUUCCCAUGCCGGCUUUGAUUUAAUCGCCGAUCCAGGACUCCCUUUGAUGUUCCGCAACCGGGUAAGCGACUCAAACCCAUGUCUGAUUCUGUUCGACUACAAUUUCCGUGUCCCCAGGCGACUCUAUUUUGUGGGUAGUGAGGAUUGUAGUAGAAGGGUUAGGAAAAUCGACCCACCACGGCGUUUAAAAGUUGAUAAUCUGGUGGGUUCUUGUAACGGGUUGUUAUGCUUAUCCAUUCCCAUAAUCGGUAGUUAUUCGGAGUCUCACUCUCUGCUAAUUUACAAUCCCUUUGUUGGAAACGCUGUGAGAGUCCCACCAGCGAAGCGAUUUCUGAAUCAAAUUGAAGUUUUUGGAUUUGGGUUUCAUCCGAGGACAGGAGAAUUCAAAGUGGUCAGGAUUGUGUGUUACGAGAAGAUCAUGACGGUAGUAGACCCGGCGCUAGAUGUGGAAGAAGUGGAUGGUGAAUCGGAUGUUGAAUCAAUGGUUCAGGUGUUUACCGUAGGAAAAACAAAGUGGAGAGACAAAGGAGCUCCGCCUCCGCAAUUGACGGAUGAAAUUGGACCACCUGAGGCUCUAGUUGAAGGAUCUCUCCAUUGGGUGACUGAUGUUGGGAUGGAAGGAGACGGUACUAUCUUUGGUAUUAUCUCCUUCGAGCUUGCAGAUGAGGUGUUUGAUGAAAUUCCGCGCCCACCUUGUCAACGAUUUGUGUCAAGUGGCUACAGUCUUUCCGUGCUUAAUGGAUGCCUAUCGGCAGCUGGGUUGGUUGAUGAUACUUUGCAUUUUGAUAUCUGGGUGAUGAAGCAAUACCGCGUUGAGGAAUCUUGGGUAAAACAAUUCUCCUUUGAUCCCUGUUUUCGACCUGGAUGGCCAAACUUUUUCACAGUUAUAUGUGCACUGAAGAAUGGUGAGAUUCUGUUGCAGAAUGAUGACGGUUCUCUGGUUUCUUAUGAUCCUGUGGAAAACAGAAUCAAGACUCUUCAAAUAAGUGGGUUACCCAAUUGGUUCCAGGCACUUCCUUUUCUACCUUCUCUUUUCUCAGCAAAGGCAACCAUGAAUUUGCAACUUUAACUCUCUCUCUUGAAUCAACCCUUUUUCUGUAAGACUCUACUACUAGUUUUUAGUUUGUGUUGAAUCUUUGAUCAUCAAUGCAUCAGUAAUAGUUGUGUUAUUUACAUCAUCAUGGGUGACCUCUGUUGUAUGGCAUGAGAUCCAGCUGACAAUUAUCUGCCUUUUUCUCAAAAAGCAGUUUUGAAGAACAGGGAGAUUGUGUUGGAGUGUAACAAGUCUCAUAAUGCUCCUCUUGGAAUGGUAAUUGAAGAUUUUGCUUCGAGCUGGGUGGGAAGAUUCGUAAAGUUUUAUGUGUCCUGAAGAACGGAAAGAUUGUGUUGGAGUUUAACAAAAAAAAGCUCUGGUUUCUUAUGAUCCCAAAACUAACAGGUUCAAGGCUCUAAAGAUCAACCGGCUCCCGUAGUAGAUCCAAGCUUUUGCUUUCCAGCAUACUUUAUUCUCAGUGAAGGAAACCUUUGAAAUAAUCUUCACAACUGUUCUUUAGUAUACGGAUAUAUAAUUUCCUCUGCUUUAGUCAGGCUUCCAUUGUUUAUAUAAUGAUUAAUUGAUCAUGUUUUGUAGUUACUUGAAGUUGUGACUCACUCACACCUAACUGAAUACUGAGAGGUUUCACUCUAUAAUUUUGUUCUUAAGAAAUUGACGAAUUGAUG